Molecule: messenger RNA, 1755 nt
Organism: Merops nubicus (carmine bee-eater)
Lineage: Eukaryota; Metazoa; Chordata; Aves; Coraciiformes; Meropidae
Product: mitogen-activated protein kinase kinase kinase 3-like
Exons: 16
Coding region: 1-1755 (584 amino acids)
Biological process (GO): protein phosphorylation
Molecular function (GO): protein kinase activity; ATP binding; protein binding
Source: RefSeq, a predicted model, not a curated record
AUGAACGUGGAGUAUGGAAUGGGUCCCCACACCCUGCUAGCAAAUGAAGAAGAAGCUCUGAACUCUAUUAUGAAGGAUUUGGCAGCGUUGGGCAAAUGCGGGGGGCUGCUGGACAACAACAGGAAUAAAAACAGUGUCCACUCCAGCAAACAGCAGCGAAAUGUCAGGAUCAAGUUUGAAUAUGAAGGAGAGAAAAGGAUUAUCCAGUUCCCCAGACCAGUCAGAUUCAAAGAAGUGGUGCAGAAGGUCACGGAUGCUUUUGGACAGACGAUGGACUUAGUCUGUGUGAACAAUGAGCUCCUGAUCCCGCUGAAAUCCCAGGAAGACUUGGACAAAGCCAUGGAACAGUUGGAGCUGAGCCCUUCCCUGAAGAGCCUGCGGGUCCUUGUGAGCGCUCCAAAGAAAGCGAAUCUGCUGCAGCCGAACAACAGUAAACAGCAUGAAAUGAGGAUCUCCAGAUCCAUGGGUGAUAUCAUGGGAUCCCUGUACAAAGACUCCGAGAGGACGCGCAAGUAUUCCACAGGCUCUCUUCACACCGGCCGGAGCUCCCCGCCCCCGGGGAGUGUUCCCGAGGAGCAGCAGCAGAUCGCUCGCCAGGGCUCCUACACCAGCAUCAACAGCGAGGGCGAGUUCAUCCCCGAGACCAUGGACCAGAACAUGCUUGAAGCUUUCAUCAGCCCCGACGAGUCGCUGUCUGGGAGCUGCCAGUCGCUGGACAGAUCCGUGGACAGCCCUCCCUUUACCCAAACCCCUGUUCCUGGAAGGAAGACCCAUCCCAAAGACGGUCUGGAUUGCAUGGAUUUGGACAUCCCGUUCUGCGAGAGGUUUGGGAAAGGUGGGACCUUCCCGAGGCAGUACCACCUCUCCCAGAGCCGCAAGGACUACAGCGAUGGCCGGAGAACUUUCCCCAGGAGUUACUUCCCCCAGGAGAACCUGUUCCAGCUCGUCCCUUCUAGCCGAACCAAGAGCUUUAAUGGGGACAGCAAGCUCAGCACCUUGCAGUACGACGAGUACAGGCCCAAGUGGUGGAGCAAUUGUGAAAAGGGCCUGCAGGUCUUCAGCACCUCCCCUACGAAAGCUAGAAACUCCCUGCAGGCACCUGUGAACUGGAGGCUGGGGAAGCUGCUGGGAAGAGGAGCUUUUGGGGAGGUUUAUCUCUGCUACGAUGCUGACACUGGCCGGGAGCUGUCGGUGAAGCAGGUGCCUUUUGACCCUGACAGCCAGGAGACAAGUAAAGAGGUGAAUGCCUUGGAAUGUGAGAUCCAGCUGCUGAAGACUCUCCGUCACGACAGGAUAGUGCAGUACUACGGGUGCUUGCGGGAUCCUGAGGAGAAGAAGCUGUCUAUCUUUGUUGAAUACAUGCCAGGGGGCUCAAUAAAGGACCAGCUGAAAGCCUACGGUGCUCUGACCGAGAACGUCACACGGAAGUACACCAGGCAGAUCCUGCAGGGAGUCUUCUACUUGCACAGCAAUAUGAUUGUCCACAGGGACAUUAAAGGUGCCAAUAUUUUGAGAGAUUCUGCUGGAAAUGUGAAACUCGGAGAUUUUGGGGCCAGCAAACGCAUCCAGACGAUCUGCAUGUCUGGGACUGGGAUUAAAUCUGUCACAGGAACACCGUACUGGAUGAGCCCAGAGGUUAUCAGUGGAGAGGGCUACGGAAGGAAAGCGGACGUGUGGAGCGUGGCCUGCACCGUGGUGGAGAUGUUAACGGAGAAGCCGCCCUGGGCAGAGUUCGAAGCCAUGGCGGCUAUUUAG